Encephalitozoon cuniculi GB-M1 is the source of this 1050-nucleotide messenger RNA. RefSeq lists its product as uncharacterized. Bases 1 to 1050 code for a protein of 349 amino acids. The record is from RefSeq and is marked provisional. Gene Ontology annotation, cellular component: outer membrane. Lineage: Eukaryota; Fungi; Microsporidia; Unikaryonidae. The transcript has a single exon.
AUGUUCAAAAUAGCGGGAAUAGAGAGAACAAAAGAAAGCUUCCUCGACAAGAUCCAGAGGCUGCCUGGGAAAGGCGGGGUUGACGAGGUUAUAGACAGGCUCAGGAAGCUCAAGAUCUUUUCUGCAGUGGCCAGGGCCGGCGAUGGGCUAUCUGUCACGGAGGAGAAAAGAAGAAUCAGCUUCAGCGGAGACACAACAGGAAGGGUUCCAAAGGGGUAUCUCAAGCUGAAGCUUCCAAACCUGCUUGGAGGGGCAGAAAAUCUCGAGGCCUCCAUAUCCACCUCGAAGGACAUGAGUCUCCGAUUUACUAGGCCUAUUCUUCACGGGUCUCUGAGCUUCUUCAGCAUAUUUGGACUGAAGGAUGUGAUGAAGUCUCCACACGAGGAGUAUCCCCACACUCGCGUAAGCCUAGAGGUUGAGAAGGAAGACCAGAGGAUAUGUGCCGGGCGGGAAAAGAUCGGAUAUCUCGACCAGGUGUUUGUAGAGAUCAAGCAAAAGAUGUCGGGCAUUGGGAUUAAGAGCAAGAUCGGCAUCUUUGACUCGCGGUCGUGCAGGGUGUUUCUGAAGACACAGGCCGAGACGGUGCUGAGAAAGACCUUUCCAAGAAGUCUGUUCACGGACCUGCGUCUUUCCACGGGAACGAUACUUGGAGAGCCGCAUAUAGCAGAAAGGUACUAUCUUGGAGAGAACAUCAGGGGGUACAAGGGCAUGAGUAUAUCUCCAAGCAACUGUGGCCUGAAGAUUGGAGGAAGCUCCUUCUUCGAGGCGUCUCAUAGAGUGGGUGUAUCCAAAUGGGAUGCAAAGGGGUUCGUCUUUUGGUCGCUAGGGUACGUGUCUGAGAACAGAAGCAUAGUGGAAGGCCUCAAGUCUGCAAUACAGUCCCGGUCUUACAAGGACGACGAAUGUUUUGGGGCUUCUGUUGGGUUGGGGGCAAGCGUACCUGUUAUGAGGGCCAAGGACGGCCCUGUGGUAACAAUGAGCUUUGCAGUCCCAAUGACCAACAACAAACAGGUCCAGAGGCUGCAGUUUGGGUUUGACAUGGAUUUCUAG